Molecule: messenger RNA, 2720 nt
Organism: Eriocheir sinensis (Chinese mitten crab)
Lineage: Eukaryota; Metazoa; Arthropoda; Malacostraca; Decapoda; Varunidae
Product: homeobox protein XENK-2-like
Exons: 3
Coding region: 58-741 (227 amino acids)
Biological process (GO): cell differentiation; regulation of transcription by RNA polymerase II
Cellular component (GO): nucleus
Molecular function (GO): DNA-binding transcription factor activity, RNA polymerase II-specific; RNA polymerase II cis-regulatory region sequence-specific DNA binding
Source: RefSeq, a predicted model, not a curated record
UCCCAGCCCGACUCCACGCAGCCUAAGAGUUCAGACGAGGAGGAGAGAGGAGGAGGUAUGGGAGGGGAGGACGGGGAGGAGGAGGAGGACGGGGCGGAGGAGGGCGGAACGAAGAAGAGGAAGAGGAGGAUUCUGUUCAGCAAGACGCAAACGUUUGAGCUGGAGAGACGUUUUCGACAGCAACGUUACCUGUCGGCCCCGGAACGAGAACACCUGGCCGCCCUAAUUAACCUGACGCCCACACAGGUGAAGAUAUGGUUUCAGAAUCACAGGUAUAAGACCAAGAAACAGCGGGCGGACAGGGGGAUGGGAGGCGGCGGGGGCGGCUUGGAUCUCGCGCCGCUCGCCUCCCCACGCCGCGUCCCGAUCAAGAUGUUGGUUAGCGACGGAAAACCGGUUCCACAGUCCAUCCCCCACCCCCAGUACCAGCACAUGCCCCCCGCAGCCUACCCCACGCCCUUCCUGGACAUGGGGGCGUGUUUCCAGGGUCCCCACGUCCGUAGUCUUGCCCCCACGCCUGUGACAUCCCACGCCUCCUACGGGAACGCCUCCAUGAUGUCGCAGCUCGCAUUCAACACCUCAGGGUUCCACCAGCCGCCCGAGUAUGGGGUUGGUCACGCCCUCACGCCCUCCGCAGCGCCCACCGGCCCGCCCAUGCACUACGUUCAGCCCGAGGAGCACGACUUGUCUUCCUCACCGCAGUUCCCGCCCACAGGAUUCGGCUACCAUGCGCAGACGUAGGAUUUUGGUGGUGUCCUUCGGGAUGAUCCUAUACUCCUGCCCCUCAGAACGUCCUAUGCAGUGUGGAGACAGGACGUUACCCCCCCACCCCCACCCACCCCGCGCCCAGCACACACGCACACACGAACAGACGUAGGAUUUUGGUGGUGUCCUACGGGAUAUCCUACGCUUGUUUCCUGCGCUUAAGGCAUUCAGAAAGUCCUAUGCAGUGUGGAGACAGGAUAUUCCCCCCCACCCCCCUACCCCGAACACACACACACACACACAUACACACACAUACACACACAAAGAGUAGGAAAUUGGUGGCGUCCUACGGGAUAUCCUACACAUGUUCCCUGCGCUGAAGGUCCUAAAAGCGUCCUAUGCAGCGUGAGGUCAAGGCGUUUAUCCCCCCUCCCCCCUCCCCCCUCCAACGAACAGACGUAGGAUAUUGGUGGUGUAUCCUACGGGAAUGUCCUACGCUCGUUCCCUGCGAUGAAGGUCCUAAAAGCGUCCUAUCUACAAUGACCUCAAGUGUUCUGUUACAAUGCACAGGAUAUCGGUGGUGUCCUACGGGGAUAUCCUACACUUGUCUCCUGCGCUAAAUGCUUCAGAGUGUCCUACGCAAUGUGAGGUCAAGACAUUUCUCCCCUCCCUUUAGUGUUCUGACGUAGGAUAUCAGAUGCGUAUCCUUCGGGGAGAUCCUACACGCUUCUAUCCUAUGCUAAGUGCCUUCAGAAAGUCCUAUACAGUGUGAAAACGAAGGAUUUCUCCCCUCCUUUAAGUGUUCUGACGUAGGAUAUCAGCGGCGUAUCCUUCGGGGAGAUCCUGUGCCUUCAGAAUGUCCUCUGUAGUGUUGAAACAAGACAUUUGAUUUCCUCCCCCCCCCCCCCCCCACGCACACACAAACACACGAACAGACGUAGGAUACUGAGGGUGCAUCCUACGGGGAAAUCCUAUACUUGUUUCCUAGACUCAAGUCCCUCAGAACGUCCUAUACGGUGUUGAGACAAAGGAUUUCUCCCCUCCUGCAAGUGUUCUGACGUAGGAUAACAGCGACGCAUCCUACGGUCAUAUCCUACACUUGUUGCCAGCGAUGAGAAUAUCCUAUACAGUGUGAGGACAAAGGAUUUCUCCCCUCCUGCAAGUGUUGUCAUAGGCUAUCAGCGACGCAUCCUACGGGCAUAUCCUACACUUGUUUCCUGCCCUCAGAAUGUCCUAUGCUUCCCUAUUCCUUCCUCCCCCGCCCUUCAAGUGUUCUGUUAAUCACUCACCGACGCAGGAUAUCGACGGCGUAUCCUUCAGGCAUCCUACACUAAUGUUUCGUGUUCCUCCGAGGUCCUAUACUGAACAAAACAACGAUUUCCUACCCGUUCUGCAGGAUUUUGUUAACACACACACACACACACAUACACACACACACACACAUAGGAUAUCAAAGAGUUGUAUCCUUUUUUAAGAGAAUCCGAUGCUAUUAAGUGGUUCCUGAUCCUACGGUGUCCUAUGGCGAGUGUGACGUACAAAAAGGAUAUUCUGCCCCUCCUAUAGGACUCUCUCUCUCUCUCUCUCUCUCUCUCUCUCUCUCUCUCUCUCUCUCUCACACACACACACACACACACACCUAAUCAGCCCUUCAAAAGAGCAUCCUACACUCCCUAAGACAUCCUACAGCUGGAACAUAUGCGCCAAGAAGGACUUUUAAUUACAAGGAUCUAUAGAAUGAAAAAAAGUAUAUCCUAUGGUGUCCUUAUCCCUCGUUUCUGAUACCCACGGAGUCCUAUAAGCCAAAGGAAGCCGUGGAAAGGACUCAGAAGGAUACUGACACACAGGGGGGAUGGUAGGAUGUGGAUUUGAUGGAGGAAAUGCAAAGAAAAAGUUAAGAGUAGGAAGUGGAUGAAAAAAAGAUUGUGAGGGUUUGUCUCAGUCACCCUUGAAGGACUCCCGUUUUCUUCGGUGCAAUGUAAACAAAGGUGAUAGCGAAGGUGUGCGAGAGAGAGAGA